CGUUAGCUUGCGGUGUCAGCUCGCAAGCCAAAUAAGAAACAUGGCCGCCCCGAAGGCAAGGUUUGACGCUGCUGUAAAAGUGAUACAAAGUUUGCCCAAAAAUGGGUCCAUCACUCCUUCCCACGAGACCAUGCUCACCUUCUACGGCUACUACAAGCAGGCCACGAUUGGUCCCUGUGACAUCAGUAGGCCUGGCUUCUGGGACGUGGUUGGCAAGGCUAAGUGGGAGGCAUGGAAUCGUCUAGGCAACAUGCCCAAAGAAGAGGCCAUGGACAACUAUGUGGACACUCUGAAAAAGAUCAUUGAGGCACUACCACAGGACAAAGAAAUGCAGGACUUCAUGCAUGUUCUCGGGCCAUUCUAUGAACUUGUUGACCUGGAAAGCCCUUACCAAGCAGGGAAAUCUUCACUGGACCAAUCGGAACCGUCCAUCUCUGACCAACCAGUUCUUGCCAUCAAAGAAAAUGGAGAGAUUCCAACCAAUCACGUUGGUGAGAGUGAGACCUUGGAUGAUUUGCAAACUAAUAAUAACAAAAUCACAGAAAAAUCCACAGAAAAUUCUGAAGAAAAUGAAACUGAAGUAACCAAUCAGAUGCAAGAUAGAGAAACAGGUAAUACUGGAGUGCAGGAGGAAGAAACAAAUCACAGAGGAGGGGAUGUCUCAACCAAUCACAGAGAAGAAGAGGUAGUGACCAACCAGAGAGAAGCAGAGGCUUUGACCAAUCACAAACAAGCCCAAGGAGACAGCAGCCAAUCAGAGGAUAGAGAAGUUCCUGAGGUGGAAGUAGAGGAAGUGAAGGAGGAAGUUCAACCUGGCAAAGGUAUUUAUGAUGGUAGAAGUCCCUAUGGAAACCAAGUGACCACGCCCCCCGUUACCAAGGUGAUGCUGAUGGAGAUUCCGACCCCGCCCGUGAUUAUUGACACCCCGCUGCCAGCCAAGCAUCAUGGGAAGGGUCCUAAUCUUCCAGAUGAAGAUGGCAGAGAGGAUAGCCUUCCCAGACGGCUGAAUGGCCACAGUUACCCUGCCCAUCAUGUGAACAGUGACUCAGACACUGACAGUGAGCUGUACCAGGAUACUGUGGACACACCUGCUAUCCCUGAUGAGAUGCCAGGCUUGAUAUCUCGCCAAGCAGGCGCUACAUCUCCGAGUAGCCAAAGUCCUGAGGGACUUCCUAGGAGCAACAGCUUUGUGACUCAGGCGGAGAUACACCACGACAGCAAUGGUCUUCCUUCCCAUGGUUCAAUGCAGCAAACAGAAGGGAUGGCGCCAUUCUCGAUUGGCUCGCCCCUUGCCAAUGAUUCUUCUGGGAUGGAAGACUCACAUAACAGCAGUCUGAGCAUGUCGCCUCUGGUUGGUCAGGGCAGGUCAGGUGACGUGGAGAGACGGUUGGAGUUGGAAAGCCCCGCUGUGAUUGGUCGAGGAGGAGGAGAGAUGGGGGGUCAGGGUAAAGGUCAGGGAGGACAGAUGGGCAGCAGGAGGCAGAGUGGGGACAGCACAAGUAGUGGUGGCAGAGGUAGGUUUGGGGAGGAAAUUUUCAUCAUCAGUUUCUUUGUUUUAAUCAGUCACUCUCUACUACUUCUAGCCAGCCUGAAUUUUUUCACCGUCCCCUGGAUUUUGAAUGGAAAUCCUGUCAAGUGCCAGAGGCUUCUACGCGACAGUGCUCGAGACAGAGGGGGUACCCCAGGAAGACGUGGGGCAGGGGGUUACUAUGGAGGAGGGGGUGGAGAUGACGGAGAGAGAGGGAGGGGGCGAGGGCAGGGGUCAUCAGAUGUUAAUGAACACAUAGCCGUCGCCCUGGACCGUCUACAGCAGGACAUGAACUUUGUUCUGGCCAGGCUCAGUACACUGGAGGCACUCUCUACUUCUCAGGCUAGAGGCGGUAUAGUUGCCCCUGCAGUCCAAGCUGUGCAACCCCAACAGCAACAGGAAAGCUCCUGGUGGCCUUUCUCCAACCUGUCUGGAAAAACAGCCUUUUUCAUCUUAGUCUGGCCCUUCAUUGUCAACUGGCUCAUCAAACUGUACUUGAAAAAGAAAAGCAAGGCACACAGGAGGUCACCUUUUAUGUAGAUGUACUGUGUGCUAGCAUCUAGGUACUUUUUAUUAAUGUGUGUAGGGGUGGGUACCGGUACAGAAAAUUCAGGUCCAGGUCUGAAAGAUCAGGUCCAGGUCCGGACCUGAACCUGAUUGUCUGUAAAAACUUUUGAAUAGGUGAUACACAAAAUAAUGGUCCAUUUCGCUUCUAAGGAUUCUGUUUAGUGACUUCCACUGACGUUUUAAAAUCCUAUCUUAAUGUAAACAACACUAACUUCAGCCAAGGUUGAAUGUAGAAACUUGGUAAAAUGACUAUCAAAUCUCCUUUACUUCGGUCUUAUUGUUAUAUUUUCUUAAACAAGUAAGCAUCAAAUUGCGUGAAUGUCUGCCGAUGUAAUAUUUUCAUUUUCUAAUCGGUCCAAGAUCCAGUCUACUGAUUUUUUUCAGGUCCGCUUUUUCUGGACCGGUCCAAUAAGAAAAAACAGUUUUGUACCAGUACACCCUUCCCGGUACCCACCCCUCCCUAGAUGUUGGAAUGAUUUCAUCAUGUUAGAAAAUGAAUCUACCGGUAUACAGCCAUAUAUUAAUUCUGUAACCCAUGUUACAGAAUAAACAAAGGUUUUAACAAACAAAUGUUUUUGAGGGUCAAUAUGAAACAUGUCAUUGAUGGUAGCACUUUUUUCUUGGCCCUGUCAUUGUCAACCAUGCAUGCCACACAGUUCCUUCUUCUCGUGUCAGAAACAAUAUUUUGUCUCAAAAUACCAUAAACAAAAUCAUUUUCAAUCAAGUAGAUAUUAGAUAGGUAUUUGUCACAUUCUACAUUAAAAGUGUUGUUUUGACAUUUAGACUGGUUAGUGAAAUUCCAAAAUUGCCCAUUCAAAGUGUAUAUAUGGAUAGCUGUGACAUCCCUGACUGUUGUUCAAUAUGUAAUGUUGAUCUUGACUUUGUGUUGUUGCUUUGGCUGCUGGAAUGUGAACUUUUGUGUCAACAAGUUGUACAAUGAAAUUAUAAAGAAACAAAUAGAUAAGAAAUCUAGCUAGAUAAAAAAAUUAUUCUGAUUGGCCAGAAAUAUCAAUAAACCAAAAAAAUUGUACUGAUUUGUGCCUUUCAACUGACAAAAAUUUCAAAUCUGGGCAAAAAUGUGCUGUUUGGUUGAAGGUAUACAAGAAAGGAAGUGUUGGUUAUGUACAUAAUAGCAUAUUGAAAAUGAAAUGGAACAGUCAAAUUUUUCUAUAGACUUUUUCUCUCUGACCUGCAAGUGCAAUAAUCAACAAGAAUGUUGGAUAUUUAGAAUACGGGGUGAUGUUGUCUUUUGUUUACAGCCAAAUUAGAUUUGAAAUGUUAAUCAGUGAUAUUAAAGUAUGCCACAUUCUCACGUUGAUAAUGAAUAAUUUCUGUGCUUACCAAAAAUGAUAUGAAACUGUUGAAAAUGUACUUUCAUAAGCCUCAAACUGACAUAUUUAGCCAGUCAAAUUAAUGAUGAAAAUUAAAAUAAGCUCAAACAUUUGAAACAAUGAGAGGGACGGGGAAAAAAUUUAAGCAGGAGACACUUUUCACUUUCACAGGUCUGUGUGCUAUACAUCAUGAUGCCAUAGUUGCUUCAAUUGUCCAGAAUCAGCUUCAGCUUUGAAAUGGAUGAUUUUUUUUCUUACUUAACAAUAUGGAGUAUUUUAAACAGUAUUUCUUUGUUCAGAUCCACAUGAUUAUCCAAAAAAUACUGAUUUUGAUAGCACAAUCAAAAGAGGCACAUUGUGAAAUAUAUCCGAGUCUGAGGUGACUGCAUUGUUUUUACUUUGAAAUGUCUACAUGUGACCGAGAGCACUGAUGUACAAUGUAUAAAUAAGUCUGUUGUUAAACUUUUACAGUUGCCAUUACCAAUGUAGUCAAGCGAUACUAUCAUUGUCAUUGGAAAUUUCUACCCAAACUGUUAUAAAGUCCUAUAUAAAUGCUUUGAACCAUUGAGUUGUAUUUUUCAUUGUUUUAUUGGCUAAAACACACCUGUUUCAAAAUACAUUUUAUGGAAAUGUGAUAUUCUCCUAUCCUCAUAGCAGAUUUUUUAAAUAAACACUAACAGCAAAGAAUGCAGUGUAAAUUGCACACAAUGCAAUCAUGUUUUGUCUUUAUAUAAAAGAUACUGAUAAUUUUACCAAUGUUGAACAACAUUGUAAUUUGUUUGCUUCAUCAUGCUAGUUCUGUGAAUACCUAGCCGUUGUAAAUGUUCCAUCAGUGAAUUCCAGAAUAAAAAAAACAGUCUCAAAGAA
Messenger RNA from Branchiostoma floridae (Florida lancelet), 4293 nucleotides. Its product is annotated as acyl-CoA-binding domain-containing protein 5-like. Gene Ontology annotation, molecular function: fatty-acyl-CoA binding. Gene Ontology annotation, biological process: fatty acid metabolic process. The transcript has 10 exons. Bases 41 to 2068 code for a protein of 675 amino acids. The record is from RefSeq and is a predicted model, not a curated record. Lineage: Eukaryota; Metazoa; Chordata; Leptocardii; Amphioxiformes; Branchiostomatidae.